Andrographis paniculata is the source of this 531-nucleotide messenger RNA. RefSeq lists its product as uncharacterized. The transcript has 5 exons. Lineage: Eukaryota; Viridiplantae; Streptophyta; Magnoliopsida; Lamiales; Acanthaceae. The coding region runs from base 1 to 531 and encodes 176 amino acids. The record is from RefSeq and is a predicted model, not a curated record.
AUGGGGGAGAAAUUGGUGUUCAUGUGGGGGUAUAUUCCGGGGGCGUUGUCGCCGGUGGUGGUGCGGCCACCCAACGGGGGAAAUCCUUGGAAGGAUGUUUGCGGCGGUGGCUGCGGUUUCGCCAUGGCAAUUUCUGAUGCCUACUCUGGUGCUGUGCUGUUUCACUUUGCUGAAUUCAGCUGCAAUGUUCGCCCCGCCCUAGAUUCACGGCUUUCUAUUGUUGUGGACAGAUUCUGGGAAGCUCAUUACAUGGGGAUCCAAAGUUAUGUGACUUGUGGGAAACACGGGCUAGCUGGUGGGGAAGUUUAUACAUGGGGGUGGAAAGAAUGCGUGUGUUCCUUCUGGAAAGUUACACUGACUUACAAGUUGAAGAUCAUCUCUUUUGCAGUGAGUCCUCGCUCCCAUGGUUCACGAUCAUGUGGAGGGUCUGAUGAAAAGUCUAAGCGAGCUGAAGGCUCAGCAUCCGGAGCUCUUUCUGCAUUCCCUUGUUUGGUUUCACUCAACCCAGGCAUUACGAUUGCUGGUGGUUGA